AAGGUUGCAGAUAGUGAUCUAUAUCUUAUAUAACUUUAACUAGCUUAAGAAGACUUUUGUUGAUUUGUCGAAAACACUGUAUUUCAAGGCCAUAUGACAUGUGUAAUUCUACGCUAUUUGCGAAAAAUAAAAUGUGGUAAGGGGUCAUUUUCUAUCAUGUCGUUCGGUUGGGAAUGAUUUUUCCAUGGGUUGCGGUUACGUCUUAUGUUUGCCCAUUUAUGGCAACGUUUGAUCUUUCGAUUGCCAUUGUAGCCGGUCGUUUUUCGGUGUAUAAAUAAGAUUUCUUGGAUAAUAUGCUCAACAAAGUAUUUGUUUAUUCUCAUUUAUCUGUAUAGUUGUUAAGUUGUGAGUUUUCUUAUUGAUUUGUUAUUUUGUGUCAGAAAUUGAACAACAUUGCUAGUUGAGGUAUCUAUUCUUUGUUGCUUUACUUUACAUUAUUUUGACAAAAAAAUGACUGAAAUUAAAUAUUACAUUUCUGGGUUUUGAAGAAUGAUGUGAAAUGAAAUGUGAGUAUUUUUUAGGUUUUAAAUUAAUGGAGAAAAUAAGAUAAUGGUAGGGUGACAUAGAAAAAGUGAUUUGUAUGUAAUUUGAGUUUGAACUGCACCAAAGAAAUGUUAAAAAAAACCAUCAAAUGUCAGAAGUGGGAUUUGAACCCACGCCCUCUCUCGAAGACCAGAACUUGAGUCUGGCGCCUUAGACCACUCGGCCAUCCUAACUAGAUAUUCUUUAUCUGUUGCAAGUUCAAAUAUAUUCAUUUUACUCGUUCAUGAAUCAUGAAUCAUGAAUCAAGAAAAACUCUCUUGAUUUAGAUCUUGUUCAAACUUCAAACACCUUACUCAUACAAAUUUACCGAUUAAGCUCAAUAAUGGCCACCCAAAAAGCUCAGAUGGAAUCCCUCCCCCAUAUAUAGGAAUAGACAAAAAUAAAAUCCAAUAUCAGCCUCAGUUUUUCGCUCAAACUAUUUCAAUGAACACCCCUGAAUUUCAGGCGGAAUCAAAUAAAUUGUUAUAUUUACUUACAAAACACAACCCACAAGAAUGCAGCAUUGAAAUCCGAAUAGCAGUAGGAUUUUUUUUUCUUUUUCUUUCCCUUUUCGAGUCAAUAAACGAAGCCCAAAUCAUUCAAGGAACAAAGGGGUUCCUGAUUGGGCAACAGAAAACCCCUAAAUUCGAUUCAAUCUUGUAGAUUAUAGUUCCCAGAUCCAUCUUCCAACCAUGGUUUCUGUAGCAAAGUUCAAAUCUUUCGAUUUUUUCAGAAAAACUCCAAGAGAUUUGACAGAAGCAUCAUUAUCAGGUGCUGGAAUUUCUGUUGUAGCAGCUAUCUCCAUGAUUUUUUUGUUUGGAAUGGAGAUACAUAAUUUUUUGACAAUUAGUACCUCAACUGCUAUUGUAGUUGACAAAAGUUCCAUUGAGGAAUCCUUACGCAUUGACUUUAACAUAAGUUUCCCAGUUUUAUCAUGUGAAUUUGCAUCCGUGGAUGUGAGCGAUGUUUUGGGAACAAACAGAUUAAAUAUAACAAAAACAAUUCGAAAAUAUUCAAUCAAUCAAAAUUAUCAUCCUUCAGGCUUUGAGUAUGAUGCGGGGCCCAUUUCUUAUGCUCUUAAGCAUGAUGAUAAGGUUGAAGAGGGAUAUGGCGAUGGAUCUAUCCCAUUAACUUCACGUAAUUUUGAUAAAGUCGCUCAUGAUCAUCCAAUUGUGGUUGUGAAUUUCUUCGCUCCUUGGUGCCAUUGGAGUAACCUUUUGAAACCCGCAUGGGAGAAAACAGCAAAAGUUAUGAGACAAAGAUAUCAUCCAGAAUUUGAUGGGCGUAUUAUUAUCGGAAGUGUUGAUUGCACGGCAGAAGCUGAUAUGUGUAAAAAGCAUCAUAUACAAGGGUAUCCAUCUAUUCGUAUAUAUCGUAAAGGCAGUGAUAUUAGAGAUGGAUCUCAUGGAGUACACAUUCAUGAAACAUAUUAUGGAGAUAGAGAUACAGAUACUUUAAUUCUUAAAUUCGAUAACAUGGCUUCAGCUAUUAAAUUAAAUUCCGUAAAGCGUUCUUCAGCCGCAACUACAGAAUAUAUAAAAGUUAGACCCGCGCCACCUCAAGAAGGUUGUAGGAUUGAAGGUUUCGUACGUGUCAAAAAGGUUCCGGGAAAUCUUAUAAUCUCAGCAAGUUCAGCAGCCCAUUCAUUUGAUGCGUCACUAAUGAACAUGUCACAUAUGAUUUCAAAUUUUUCUUUUGGUUCGACAAUUACUCCUAUAAUGAUGAGUGAUGUGAAAAGAUUAGCACCUUAUCUUGAUGAAGUCCACAAUAGGUUGAAUGGCCACGCGUACGUCACCAAGCUAGAAGAUCGUGCAAAUGUUACAAUAGAGCAUUAUCUUCAAGUGGUGAAAACGGAGGUGAUGGGAUUAUCACAUCAAUUAAUUGAGAAUUACGAGUACACUGCACAUACAAGUUUGAUACACGCUCCUUCAAUCCCUGCAGCAAAGUUUCAUCUCCAGUUUUCACCAAUGCAGGUUUUGAUAACCGAAAACUCCAAGUCAUUCUCUCAUUUCAUCACCAACUUGUGUGCCAUUAUCGGUGGUGUCUUCACGGUUGCUGGAAUAUUGGAUUCGAUUCUGUACAACACAUGUAAAUUGGCGAAAAAGGUCGAACUAGGGAAGAAUUUUUAGCUCGAAGCUAGCCUGGAAUAUGCGAGUUGGUUGAUAAAAAGAAAUACGUUUUUUGAAGGCAUUUUUAACAUAGAAUUCCAUUUUUGGAUAUGGAGCUAAUUUAGCUUGUAUACAAGGUUUAAGGGCGUAAGACAAUAGCCCCUAGAUGGUUACACAUACGGAUAGAAUGAUAGUUUAUAUGUUUUUAUAACUAGAGCCAAUAUUUCUGUUUUGUUUAUAUUGUAUGAAAAUUCAUUAUAAAGUUAAAAGAAAUGUUAGUGUAUAGCCCAUCA
Messenger RNA from Lactuca sativa (garden lettuce), 2923 nucleotides. Its product is annotated as protein disulfide isomerase-like 5-4. NCBI's taxonomy places the organism in Eukaryota, Viridiplantae, Streptophyta, Magnoliopsida, Asterales, Asteraceae. Gene Ontology annotation, cellular component: endoplasmic reticulum; COPII-coated ER to Golgi transport vesicle. The record is from RefSeq and is a predicted model, not a curated record.